AGCCGCACCUCCCCUCUCUGUGUCCCCGCCGUGAGCCGAGAAGGGCCGUCCGGGAAAGAGGGUGCGGCUGCGGGGGGCAGUCUCUGACCUGGCUUCUGACCCGGCAGGAUGGGCGACCUGUCAGGUACUGCUGCUGCACUGUGAGAUGGAAAGUGGUUCAAGAAACUCCAAGAAUGAAGCAGAAACUCAGCUGAGGGAGCUGAGCCCAUUUUCAAAGGGCUCCACGUAUCAACUUUUCACAUCACAACAAGCUGAUUUAGUGGAAAAGACAUGUCUGUAGGACUCCACUCCUUCUAGGGAGGGGAACAAGAGGCGGAGAGCAUGGCUGCUGUCAUUUCUUCAGCUGGAUCUCUGACUCUUGAAGUUUCCCAGCCAGGUGAAGAUCAUCUUCAGGCAGAAGAACCAGAAUUGGUAAAGGAAUCAGUGACAUUUAAAGAUGUGGCAAUAGACUUCACAUUGGAAGAAUGGAGGUUGAUGGACCCUACACAGAGGGGCCUGCACAGGGAUGUGAUGCUAGAGAAUUAUAGGAAUCUUGUCUCCCUGGGGCUUACAGUUUCCAAACCCGAUAUGAUAUCUCGUUUGGAGGAUAAAAAAGGACCAUGGGUGGUAAUGAGAGAAAUUUCAAGAGCCCCCUAUCCAGAGUUGGAGACCAAACCAGCAACCAAAUAUGCUAUACUAACAGAGGAUAUCUUUGAAGAUUUGUCACAGGAGACCAGAGUAGAGAAACUUGCAGAGAAUGGUCUAUGGCACUCCAGAAUGGGAGGAUUAUGGAAAUGGAAUGACAGGAUAUUGAGACUGCAAAAUAGUCAGGAGAGUCAGAGCCAAAUAGUUACACAGAAGAAAAUUCACACUGGCCAAAGAGGCAUUAAAUUUGGGUCUAUAUUUUGUCCAGAGCCAGGAGAGUUCCACAGCAAAUGCCAAAAUCAUGAGGAAAAUUUCACAGAGAAUUUAGAUUUGAAUACAGAUACCCAUUUGGGGAAGAAAAAUUGCAAGGAUACGGAAGGCAACAAUGCUAUAAAGCCUGCUUCAGAACUUACUUUAAGGGUAAAAAAUGAUAACAAAGAAAAACCCUAUAAAUGCAGUACAUGUGAAAAGGCCUUUUGUUAUAGGUCAUUACUCAUUCAACAUCAAAGAACUCACACUACGGGAGAAAAACCUUAUAAAUGUAAUGAAUGUGGGAAAGCAUUCAUUAAUUAUUCAUGCCUUACAGUACACCACAGAAUGCAUACAGGAGAGAAACCUUAUAAAUGUAGUGAAUGUGGAAAGGCUUUCAUGCGUUCCUCGUCUCUAACUAUACAUCAACGAAUUCAUACUGAAGAGAAACCUUAUCUAUGUAAUGAAUGUGGGGAAUCGUUCAGAAUAAAAUCACACUUAACUGUACAUCAGAGAAUUCAUACAGGAGAGAAACCAUAUAAAUGUACUGACUGUGAAAGGGCAUUCACCAAAAUGGUAAAUCUUAAGGAGCAUCAGAAAAUUCAUACUGGAGUGAAGCCCUAUACAUGCUGUGACUGUGGAAAAUCCUUCAGGACUAAGUCAUAUCUUAUUAUACAUCAGAGGACCCAUACUGGAGAAAAACCAUAUAAAUGUAAUGAAUGUGAGAAAGCUUUUACUAGUACAUCACAGCUUACUGUGCACCAAAGAAGGCAUACUGGAGAAAAACCCUAUAAAUGUAAUGAAUGUGGGAAGGUUUUCACAAGUAACUCAGGAUUUAAUACCCAUCAGAGAACACAUACUGGAGAGAAACCUUUUAAGUGUAAUGACUGUGGGAAAGCAUUUAGCCAGAUGAUCCAUGUCACAGAACAUCAGAAAAUCCAUAGUGGAGAGAAACCCUAUAAAUGUGAUGUGUGUGGAAAAGCCUUCAGGAGGUGUUCAUACCUUACAGUGCAUUGGCGAACACAUACUGGAGAAAAGCCCUAUACAUGUAAAGAAUGUGGAAAAGGUUGUAUCACUCUCUCACAGCUAACUCUACAUCAGCGAAUUCAUACUGGGGAGAAGCCCUAUAAAUGUGAAGAAUGUGGAAAAGCCUUCAGAACAAACUCAGACUUUACUGUACACCUAAGGAUGCAUCUGGAGAGAAACCCUAUAAAUGUAAUGAAUGUGGAAAAACCUUUAGGAGUAGCUCCAGCCUUACUGUACAUCAAAGAGUACAUCAGAGAAAAACUCAGUUAAUAUAAAGAAUAAUAAGUCAUCCAGUUGUCUAUAAGAAAAAUCAUAAUCUGUAUAUAUAAUGAAAGUGGGAAGAUAUUCAGGAAUCAAUUUACCAGAAGUUACACAGAAAAAAAUAGUCUGUAAACAUAUGAAUGAGGAAAAACAUUUAAUCAUAUUAAAUCUUAUAAAGAAAUUCACAAUGGAGUGCAAUAAUGGACAAAUGAAAGCCUUUAUCCAGGUUUGAUACUUUAUUCAUGUAACAAGUUAUCUUUAAUGAAUUGCCUAUAUACUUUUGCCUUUUUUUCUAUUGGUUUGUUUAAUAAAUCUGGAAGUGCUCUUUUAUA
Messenger RNA from Myotis davidii, 2492 nucleotides. It is a transcript of the gene ZNF624, whose product is annotated as zinc finger protein 624. The record is from RefSeq and is a predicted model, not a curated record. Gene Ontology annotation, biological process: negative regulation of transcription by RNA polymerase II. Gene Ontology annotation, molecular function: DNA-binding transcription repressor activity, RNA polymerase II-specific. NCBI's taxonomy places the organism in Eukaryota, Metazoa, Chordata, Mammalia, Chiroptera, Vespertilionidae.